Messenger RNA from Saccharomycopsis crataegensis, 1752 nucleotides. RefSeq lists its product as uncharacterized. The transcript has a single exon. The record is from RefSeq and is a predicted model, not a curated record. Lineage: Eukaryota; Fungi; Ascomycota; Saccharomycetes; Ascoideales; Saccharomycopsidaceae. The coding region runs from base 1 to 1752 and encodes 583 amino acids.
AUGGAUAUUUUCCCACCAAUCACCCCUGUGUCGCUACGAAAUCAAUCAUCAUGGAUCCCAUUGCCCGGGACCGCUUUUAAUAAACCAACUACUAUCACGUCACUCAAGAGUAAAUUAUGGAACACCAGAUCAAAUCUUUGUAACUCUCAAGUGUCUCAGCUCUCAUCGAAAAAUGUCUUACUACACUACAUGGUCAUUUUGGAAGAAUAUAUCGCCGAUAUGAGCAAGUUUGUGGCAGAAUUGUUCCCAGCAACCACCUCAUCUAAUUUGUUAGAAAUGGCUGAUAGAAUAUUGUUAUUGCUGCCAGAUGGUGAGGACAUUCACCCAAUUCCUUGGAAUCUUCCUAUAUGCCCUUCUUCGAAUUGGAGCGCCUCUCAACCCCACUGGAGCUUAUAUGAUGAAUUAUUGAUAUCGAUGAUCAGUUCAAGUUUGAUUGCUUUCAAAAUUGGAUUAAACAUGAUCUUCAACGACUGUUACACCGUUGACUUGAAAAACUUGAGCCGGGAAAGCUUUGAGAAAAAACAACAGAAAUGGGUGAUGAUUGGAAAUAAUUAUUUGAAAAAAGGGGUCAGAGUAAUGACUUACCUUCAAGAUCAAUGUAAUUCUGUCCCUCAUUCUAAUAAGCCAGCAGUGAUUGAAUCCUCUUUGAAAUUUGUGAAUUUCGUGUUGACUUAUGUGUCUUUAAAUUUUCAGCUAGUAUCUCUAUUGAUCCGCACGUUUUGGUCAGAAAGAUUGACGGUUCUAUUAGCCCAUGAUUUGCGAGGGGAUGGAUUAUUAAUGAAUUAUGAACUAGGGGAUUUGAAUGAUGAUUUCUACAAAACUAAUAAUUACUACUUGUUGGUAAAAGUUGGAGCUUUUGUACUUCAGCAAUUAGAAAGUUUAACUGGUGAAACCGACAGUUUUAAAGAUGAAUUAAUAGGCUUGGUUUUGAGAGCACACGCUACCAGAUCUGGCUUGAAGAGUAUAUUGGGCAAAUUACGAGACGAGUUAGAUUCCGACGAUGAAGAAAAUGAUUAUCCCCAAACAUCAACGGCGAUUUCUAAAGAGAAAUUGAAAUUACUCAAAAACUCUUUCAAGAUUCUCUCUUCUAUCUCCAAAAUGCUCAAAGUUUUUCAAAUUUAUGUCAAGUUAUACCUUGCAAAGUAUCUAUCAUUACAGUCUUAUAUCAAGGAGCAUCAAACUGGAAAAAGCAUAUCAUUGAUUAAUUAUAGCUUCUCAAUGGCUAAUAAGGGAUUUGGAAACCAAUUUGCUUCAAAUGGCGAUGAUGUAUUAGUUUCAAAAAUUGAUAAGUUGAGUUUGAAAAGUGAUAAAUUAAAAUCAAAAUUCUCGCUAAAGAAAAAGCAAAGUAAUAAUGGUCCUUCAGAAUUUAUCGCUUCCAAUGAGUUGAAUGCAGGAUCUUCAAACUCCGAUCUUGCUAAAAAAGGAUCCCUCGAAUUUGAAUCAUUGCUCUCCAAUUCGUCAUUUUAUAAAAAAAUACUAAUUACCAGUUCUGCAGGGAGUGGAAAAUUCUCCAAUGGCUCAUCAUUAUUGGUUUACGAUUUUAAUAAUAUUCUCGUCAACUUACAAAACCUUAGGUACAAGCUUAAUGUGCAAAAUGAUAAUUUAACAUUUGAUAAAGUUGAAACAAUAUCUGAUGAUGAUUUUUCUAGAGAAUUGCCUCUAGGAAGGGCGGUUCCGGUGCUGUUGACCCCUUGGGACCCAUUAGGUUGUGAUACUGACGGUAAAAAGGAAACAACCGGGGGAUAUUAUUAG